Molecule: messenger RNA, 4227 nt
Organism: Peniophora sp. CBMAI 1063
Lineage: Eukaryota; Fungi; Basidiomycota; Agaricomycetes; Russulales; Peniophoraceae
Source: the annotation of a GenBank genome assembly
AUGUUGUCUUCAAGCUUUGUUGUGGCUCUUAUUGCGUCGGGCGCGUAUGCGGCGCCUCAGGCGGGGUCGUCGUUGACUUCUGCGGCUGCCUCUGCUGGCGCGAGUGCCACCAGUGCUGGAGGGUCUGAGGUGUCGUCUGCUACUGCUGCAGCUGCUUCUGCUCUGUCGACGGUACUCGGGAGCUGGCCGAGCUUGGACGACAUUGAGAAGAAGCUGAACUUGAACGACACGUACCUGAAUAGCUUGCCGCCGUCGGCGAUUAUGGUGCCGUCAUACUCGAACUUCACGUCGAGCGGGUGGAACGUCCGCUUCUACGGCCUCGUCUACAAACAACCCAACGUCUCCACCUCCGACCUCGACUCCAUAAUCGACGGCCUCAAAACCGACAACCUCAACACGACCCAACAGUCCCUCCUACAGAACCGCACCUCCGCCCUCGCCGCCAUCCCCAUAUCCAAAGCGAACGUCUCGGCGAUCGUCAAGUUCAACGGCGACUUUGUUACGCCCGAGACGGGCGUGGGGUUGAACUCGGCGGAUGAGAGCGGGGAGUUGGAUGAGUUUAGGGUUGUGCAGGGGUUGAAUGGGGAUAAGGAGGUUGAUGGGACGAAGGUUGCGGAGGUUGGGUUGUUGGAUGUCGAAGGACCUGGAAACGGCACCACGAUCCUCGUCCCCACCUCCGGCAUCUCAGUCAUAUCCGACAUCGACGACGUCCUCCGCAUAACCAAAGUCUACGUCCCGAACCAAGGCCUUUACAACUCCUUCGUCCAGCCCUACGUCAACGUGCCCGGCAUUCCCGAGCUCUUCAACACGUGGAACCAGUCCCUGCCGAACGUGUCGUUCCACUACGACACCACGACGCCGCUCGAGCUCACGCGGACGUAUGUGGACUAUCUGUUCAGCAACUACCCGCUGGGCAGUCUUGAGAUGCGCCCGGUGAACUUGAGCGAUCCUAGCCAGAUUUUGGAUGCGAGGUUGGAUAGUCUGAAGAGGUUGUAUGAGAGUUUCCCGCAGAGGAAGUUUGUGCUUGUUGGCGAUACGUCGUCUUCGACGCUGCUCUCAGCGUACCCGAACAUCACGCAGACCUUCCCCAACCAGACACAAUGCAUCUUCAUCCGCAACACCUCCUCGACCGACUCCUCCGACAAGAUCCCCUACAGCACCAAAGAAUUCCAAAACGUCAACUCGUCCCAGUACUUCUUCUACCGCACGGCCGACGAUAUCGUCAACCUGGACGUGGCGGGCGGACAGUGUGUGAACUCGAGCGUGCCGCAGAAUGUGACGUUUAGCGAGCAGGGCGGUGUGCUGGGGAAUGCGGCUUCUGCGAGGAGGCAAGGGAACUUAUUGAAGGCGCUGGCGAGCAGCCAGAAGAAAGGCGGGGAGGGAGAUGGAGAUCUCCGGGCUUUGCUUGAGCAGAUGCAGAGCGCGCGCACUGCGGGCAAGGGCGCGGAUAGUAAGCUCAAGGAGGAGUUUCAGCAUAGUCUGGAGGGAGUGUUGCUCGAGCUUAGGAGCGUGACUAUGGACAAUCACGACGCGGACGCGUUCUUGAAGCAAGUAUCAAGAAUAGACUACCCAGACUACUACGCCAAGAUAUCGAAACCAAUGGACCUCGGCACGAUGCUGAAGAACCUGAAGAAAGGCGACUACCCGACCAAACGAAUGUUCCAAGACGACCUGGACCUGAUCUGGUCCAACUGCCUGGAAUACAACAGCGCCGAGAACCACCCGCUCCGCGCCUGCGCCCUGCGCCUCAAACGGAAAGCAGACAAACUACUACAAUCCAUCACCGACAUCCGCGAACGGCAGAACCCGGAUCUGGACGCGGUGUUCCCGCAUUCGCCGUCGAGUGGAUUGGGCAGGGCGAAGGUGAACGGCGUGGCGCAUGCUGUGCCCGUUGUGGCGAGGACGCGGACGCGGACGCCGAGCGCGAUGCCGAGGAGCAGGGCGGGGAGCGGGCCGGUGGCGACUGUCGUCGGAAAGAAAGCGGAGAAGGACAGUCUGAGCUACGACGCGUGGAUCGCGAGUCCGGCGCUGAGGCGGAGCGCGGAAGGCAUGGCGCACGUGCGCGCGCUCGAGAUGCUCGUCGACGACGCAGAGUCCGGCCCCGACGCACGCGCACGCGCCAUCGAAGCUCUACGCGACUACAUCCCGCCUUCGCACGCGCAUCUGUUGAUAAACUCUGCGGCGCAUUCGCCUAUGGACGUAGAGUCGGACUCUGGAGAGGUCGGCGAGAAGCGGAAAGCGAAUGGAAUGCUCGAGCCUGAACGGCCUGUCAAACGGCAGCGCACGGAUUCGCCGGAUGUGAGCGUUGGGUUUGCGAGCAAGACGGAGGGCCCGGAUCCGUUGGAUCUGUGGUGGGCGGCUCAGAGCAGCGAUCUGUUUCUCGGGAACGCGAUGCCGCCGUCGCGGUUGUUGGCCGACAGCACGCCUUUUCCGCGGCCGUCGCCGUUUCCGCCGCAAUCUGUCGUUUCGGCUUUACCACCUCUCCCCACCGCUUCUGCAUCUGGAUCUGCAGCGGCUGCUGCAUCGCUUCCGACACCGGCCGCCUCGCAGGGUACACCUACUUCAUCGGCUACAGCAGCACCAGCCCAACUUGCGGGCAAGAAACGCAAACGGCCGCGCGCGCGUGCUGUUCCUCCACCGCGCGAAACGAGUCUUCUGGCGCGCAUGAACGCGAACAUCAACUCUAUCCGCCGCGUACGUGCAGCCCACGCACGGUUCGCCCAGAUCGUCGAAGCGGGCGAGGACGAGGCUGGUGGCGGCGGCGGAGGUGGUGGGGCGAUCGGUGGUGGAGGCGCAGGGAUCGACGCGCCUAUGGAGGUCGAGGGCGGGAACUGGACGUUACCGGGUGGCCCGUCAGGUCCGCACGGCGUCGACAUUGGAUCGACGGCCGCGGAAAGCUGCAUGCGGUGGACAUCCAGCAAAGUGCUCGAACACGUCGGCUUCGAGGGCACGUCCAAGUCCGCGCUCGACACGCUCGGCAGCGUGAUGGGCGAGUACAUAUCCAAUCUCGGGCGCACGCUCGUGUUUUACGCGGACAAGUACUCUGGGCAGAUGAGCGGCGAGGAGAUCAUUCUGCAUGCGCUGUUCGAGGGCGGGGUGCGGAGUCCGGGCGAGCUGGAGGGGUAUGUGAGGGAGGAUGUCAUUCGGCAUGGGACGAGGCUGGGCGAGCUGGAGAAGAAGGUGCAUAGUGCGUUCGGCGAGCUGGGCGGGGGCGAGGCGCUGGACGAUGUGGGGCUGUUCGGGGAGGAAGGCGCGGAGGAGGAGGAGGACGGCGCGUACGUCAUGGGCGACACGUUCGACGAGCUCGGCGAGGACUUCCUCGGCUUCCGCGAGCUGGGGAUUGCCAGCGAGUUUAAUCUGCAGAGCAACAGGAUCCCGGCGAAGCUGCUCAAGAGAAGGAGGGCGGCGGCGGAGAAGGACAAGGAUAAGAAGGACGGGCCGCCGCCGCUGCCGUAUCCGCUCCCCGAGCCGUUCGAGCCGCUCGCGACGGGGGAAAUCGAGGAGCAGAUUGGAUUGCUGCAGGGCUUUUAUCAGGAGAAGGUCGCAAGGCUUAUGGGCCCACCACCCGGAGCACCUCUACCAGAAAUGGGCGUCGUCGAUCCCGGUAUGGCCGGGCAGCCUCUACCGCAACUUCCACCGCAACCUAUACCGGGCGUGGCGAAUAUACCGGGCGUACUCCCACCUCCGAGCAUACCCAUGAAUAUACCCGGUGUCCUACCACCUCAGCCUCCAGCACAAGCACCGAUACCAGGCGUAUCCUUUGUGCCACUCGCUAUCCCUCCACCCGCGUUCAUCCCCGACGACCCGAUCCCUACCGCACGGUCUAAAGUCGGCCCGCUGGGACAGAUCGUCAGUGCGAAGCCGCCGACGGCGAAGAAGGCCAAGGCGGACGCGAAGAAGGCUGAGGAGGCCGCUGCGAAGGCCGCUGCUGCUAAUGCUGCGUCUAAUGCGAAUGCUGUCCCGGGACCGAGCGUGAUCGCGAAGAAAGAUUCGGGUCAAGGAGGACCGGGCGGGAAGGGCGAUGCAGGCGCGAGUAAGGACGCAGGAGGUGCAAAGGCUGGCGGCGCUGGCGGAGACGAGGCCAAGGAGAAAGAGAAAGAGAAGCCGCCUGCGCCCAAGAAGAAGAAGGCCGCUGCGACGCAGGAUAAUGGGCUGCCGAAGAAGAGGGGCAGGCCGCCGAAGAAUGCGACUGUUGCGCAUAGUCCGGUCGUCGCUGCGAGCGCUUAG